GGCCCCCAGCCCAGCCUUGCUGCAAACUACGACUCCCAGCAAGCAUCUCUUCCCGGCCGCCUCUCUCAGCCUGGUGCGCAUGCUUUGGCAGACGUGGCACCGGGAACUCGGAGGCGGGGAGCGGCUGGGAAGCGGCCGUGGCUGUUGGACCCGAGGGAGCUGCGGGCGCGGGAGCUGGAGUGGAGAGCGUAGCCGGCCGUAGGCAGCGGCGGCAGGGAUGGCGCGGGUCGGGCGGGCAUGGCUGCUGCUGCUGCUGGCGGUUUCGGUGGUCCUGUUGGUGCAGCUGUCCUCCACAAAGGUCUCCUCACUCAUCGAGAAAAUUUCUGACCCCAAGGACUUGAAAAAACUUCUCAGGACCCGGAAUAAUGUGCUGGUGCUGUACUCCAAAUCUGAGGCUGCAGCUGAAAGUCAUCUCAGGUUAUUAUCCACUGUGGCCCAGGCCGUGAAAGGACAAGGCACCAUCUGCUGGGUCGACUGUGGGUAUGUCCUGGGGACAUGGGGCGUGGAGGCUGGAGGGCAGGGCCUCCUUGGGGCAUUCGGAGGGUGGGGUAGGGAAUUGUCCCUGAUGAACGCUCGGGAGAGAGGACAUGAUGGCGAGAUUGCGGUAGGAAAGCCUCUCUCCCCUUACCGCAGGGUCACCCAUGGACUAGAGAAGGGGCAGUUGUGGCUUCCCACCUGUUCUUUCCAGCCCCACCACUCUUCUUCUCUUUUUCCAUAUUUAAUUGAGAAACUGCUCACCAGAUAUUUGACGCUGCAGGAAACCAAGGUAUGUAUUUUCACAACCAUUCUUAAAGUUAACGCCUUUUUCUCCUCAUUUGACAGGGAUGGUGCAUUUCAUACUGAAUAUAACCGAGCUGUGACAUUUAAGUCCAUAGUGGCCUUUCUGAAGGAUCCAAAAGGCCCCCCAUUGUGGGAAGAAGAUCCUGGAGCCAAAGAUGUUGUCCACAUUGACAGUGAAAAGGAAAAGCGGCAUGGAAAUCCCAAAGCUCAUCGUAUCUGGUGCGGCAUGUGCAAGAGGAUAAUGCCACAUUUCCAGAAGGCUGCGACCCAGCUGCGAGGCCACUUCGUGUUGGCUGGGAUGAACGUCUACCCCUCAGAAUUUGAGAACAUCAAGGAGGAGUAUAAUGUGCGAGGCUACCCCACCAUCUGCUAUUUCGAGAAAGGACGGUUUCUGUUCCAGUAUGACAACUAUGGGUCCACAGCUGAGGACAUUGUGGAAUGGCUGAAGAAUCCACAGCCGCCACAGCCCCAGGCCCCCGAGACUCCCUGGGCAGAUGAGGGCGGCUCCGUUUAUCACCUGACCGAUGAAGACUUUGACCAGUUUGUGAAGGAACACUCCUCUGUCCUCGUCAUGUUCCAUGCCCCAUGUGAGUGGAACCUUGCUCCUCCUGCCACAUCCUUUCCUCCGACAGUCAAUCCUUCCCCCUCUCCCACAGGGUGCCCGCACUGUAAGAAGGUCAUCCCACACUUUACCACCACCGCCGACGUCUUCAAAGAUGACCGAAAGAUUGCCUGUGCUGCUGUGGACUGCGUCAAAGAGAAGAACCAGGACCUGUGUCAGCAGGAGGCCGUCAAGGCUUACCCCACGUUCCACUACUACCACUAUGGGAAGUUUGCAGAGAAGUAUGACAGUGAUCGGACGGAAUUGGGGUUUACCAAUUUUAUUCGAACGCUCCGGGAAGGAGACCAUGAGAGACUAGGGAAGAAGAAGGAAGAGUUGUAAUUUCUGCCUCAGAGAAAGUUUUUCCAUUACACUGUGAAUGAUACCUGUUUUGUUGUUCUUUCUGCAUUUCCACGUGUCCUGAAGACAAAAUUUUUUAUAGCCGCUUAUGGCCAUUUUGUACAAUUUUGGAAAUAAAAUCAAACCAAUUGUUUGGUGGUGUGGGUUGUUUCCAUAGAGCCUGUACUCACAGAGAUGGAGGGAUGGGUACUUGUGUUGUCCCUCAUGCCACGUCCUCUCCUGGGAGGUGAAGAGCCACACGCCGGUGUCCCUUCUGUCCGGGAGACCUGUGAGGGCGGGGAGUAGGCACGAGGAGGGUGGCGUGGGACCCUGCCUCUCUCAGCCAUCGGAGAGCAGAACAGGAAGAUCAGACCACA
This is a messenger RNA of Ailuropoda melanoleuca (giant panda), 2097 nucleotides long. It is a transcript of the gene PDIA5, whose product is annotated as protein disulfide isomerase family A member 5. Gene Ontology annotation, biological process: protein folding. The coding region runs from base 218 to 1723 and encodes 501 amino acids. The transcript is spliced from 14 exons. Gene Ontology annotation, molecular function: protein disulfide isomerase activity. The record is from RefSeq and is a predicted model, not a curated record. Gene Ontology annotation, cellular component: endoplasmic reticulum. NCBI's taxonomy places the organism in Eukaryota, Metazoa, Chordata, Mammalia, Carnivora, Ursidae.